GUUAGCAAAGAGAAAAAAUAAAGUGGAAUGCCCGCCAUUUUACAUUUGAACGAGCGAUCUCCUUUGUCUGCACCAUCUCUGCAUUUCCUUGUGUUAAAUCAUUCGUUCUAAAAUCCAUUUCAUUAAUCGGUGCGAGGGCAAAUGGAGGUAUCCAGAGAUCAUCCUACGCCCUAUCCAGGUAAAACUAGGCCACGAGUAUCUGUCAGAUCAUCUAUCAAGAUUCAAGAAAACAAAACGUUAACAGAGACGAAUAGCUUGACAACAUUUUCUUCAAAAAGGCAGGAGAAUGGUUUAAGUGUCAGUAAGAGUGUAAACGUCUUGGAUUUGUCAACAAAGGAAAAGCCCUUUAAGUCUAGGAGAGGAUUGCCUGUUCCAUCUAAAUGUGCCAUUGUAGUUUCAAAGACUGAAAGUAAAGAGUUACCCUUAGCAGUAUCAGAUAGAAACUGCAACUCUUCAAAGCCAUUUCUUCAUCAAAGUGCCUUGGCAUUGAAAACUGAGAAAAUUUUGGCAGUUGAAACCAAAGUAAAGUCCUCCAAAAAAGAGCGUUCAGUUUCAUUUGAAGAUUUUUCAAUAAGGAGUCAAAUCAAGGACAAUGCUUCAAAUAAGGAUGCACUAUUGACACCUACCGUGCCUAUUAACUCAACGGUUCCAGUAACACCUGAGCAUCCAAGCCAUGGGCAUGGAAGUAAACUCAACAUGCUUACGUCAGCUUCAUACUGGUUGGACCAAAUUAAGAUCUCAGAAUCUGCUGGAAAGCAUGCCAUUUCUCUUGGGUUUUUCACACUUGCACUGGAAUCUGCUGCCGAGCCCUUGCAGAGGCUUCAUGACGAGCUAAAAGAGUAUGCACUAAAAAAUAAUUUGCUAGAAUUUGGAGAGCUUGCAAGGGAUGUUAUGCAGAGGUAUGGUGUAUUGGAAGAGAUUAUGUCAGCUGACAGUAGUGGGAAACCAGCAGAGUUAGAUGCUAAUACUGAAGUACCCUUUUCAGAGCCUAAGGGGUUUAUGUCAGCUAUCCAUGAGAUGUCCUCUGUUAGUACUGAUAAUGGAGAAAAUAAUUCCAUUGGUGAAACUACAAUGAAUGCCAAGGUUGAUUGCCCAUCCAUAGUAGAGACUGGGGGAUUGUCGAGAGAGUCUGAGUUUAAAAAUGUUACCAAUUCUUUUUCUGAGGAAUCUAAAGUUUUUCAUUUGAAGACGGACAAAGAUGUUGCACAGGAAGAUGACAACAUCAAAGAAUCUCUCAAUAACAAAUCAAGGGAAGUGCUGUCAGGACUAAUGGGCUCAAAAGCACAGGUCCUAUCCAAGGAACAUUUGAUGGAAGGGAAAGCUAUUGGCAACGAGUAUGUUCAGCAGUCAAUCUUGAAUCAAAAGUCUUGCAUUGAAAAUAGGAAUCUGAAUGAAACAGAAAAAGUUGUAUCCGUGUCUUUGUCAAAGACUAGCGGAACUGUUUUAGACAAGAAAAAUGCCAUUGGAAAGGGUACUAGAUCUAGAACCAUGCCUGGAACAGUAUCACAGUCGUAUACAAGGAAAUCAUCGAAACUAAACUUUGCAGAAAAGGCUGGUGCUCCGAAAGUGCUCAGAUCUACAACUAGGCACUCCUGCACUAUAAUUACGAGUACAAAAAAGGAAGAAUGUGCAAGGAAGAACACCAGGCAAGAUGAUAAGAAAGGGACUCCCUUGAAUGAAUUUUCUCCUUCAGAUCCAUCCUCUUCUGGUAAUGGAGAAGACGGGAACAGAGACAAUCAGCCUUUUCAAAAAACGGACCAAGUUGAUCAAUGCAAAGACAUUAAGGGCUUUGCUUCGGAACACAUUGAAAACCCAGAAAGCAGACCAAAUAACUCAGCUUCAGAAGGCAGUGGUUUUGAUAUUCUAAAUAUGAGUGUAGAUACGUUGAUGGAUGAAGUAGUUUUGUGCAUAAUGUCGAGUAUGGAUGAUUGCACAGACUCCCCAACACAAGUACAGGGGUGUACUGUAAAUUCUUUGGAGGACAAUAUUGCAGACACUGUUGAAAGUAAUUCAAGAGAUAAGAUCAUGUCACCAUCUACAUCAAGUAUUCCAGACAUUAUUCAACCUUUUGGGAUUGUCCUUGAAACCUACAGUGAUAUUAUGGGUUCAAGCAUCCCAAGGACCGAGGUAGCUGCUGACCACGUCAAGGAAGAGAUGCGUGAAGAUUUGGAUGACAUUUCUUGUACUAAGAAUAAUGCGAAAGAAUUAGGUGCAGACAUUUCCUGUAUUUUAGAGGAAGAACAAGAAAAAUGCUUUCAAAAUGGUGCAAAUGAGACUGUACAAUUGGGAGCAGAAAAUGACACGAUUGAGCAAGUUGGGAAAGUUGAGCUGAGAAAGUCUAAACCUCAUGUUACGAAAUCGAAAUUUCAGGGAAGUAAAGCAGUUACUGGGAAAGGAAGCCUAAAAAAUGACCAAAAUAAAGUUAUCGGCAAUUCAAACAAAGAAAACAUAAAUGACAAUUUUUGUGGAGUGCCUUCAAUUCAGACUGGAAGCAGUGGCAAUCUUGGCAAAGAAGUAAAAGCUCGGGACGCAUCCAAUGAGGGCAAUUGUCAAAAUCCUGGAAAUUGUACUCCUGGAUCAAUCAGACGUUCCACGAGACUGAGAGGACGUGCAGCUAGUUGAAUCUUGCAUUUGCUUGUUCGGAAUUUUAAGCAACAAUCCCAGAACGAAUACUGUACAAUAUCUUUCUUCAUAUUUGCCAGUGAAUAAGAAUGUGUGCAAGGUGGCAUGUGACCUAUAGGUUCUAAUAACUAAUAUUUUCUUCCCGGAUCAAUGUGGAUGCUACAUUUGAUUGAUUGAAUGGUCUUAACCAAAAUAUUGAUUUUUACAUGAAAAUGAAUGGUUGAUUUUGGAUUCCUUCCUCAAGGCUUGAUGAGCUUUGGAAUCACUUAGGCAAGGCUAUCGAAAAGUUAAAGUUUGCCAAGACUAUGCUGCUUAUUCAACUUGUAAUGCUUUAUGCAAAAAAUUGCUAAACUUUUUCGAGUAUCCCUGUUGUGAUCCUUGUCCUGAUCAGUAUAUGCUUAAGAUGUUUCAUUUGCUUUAUGUUUGACGUACGGAUUGACCAAAUAACAUUAACAUUCUAUAGAAGAUUUUUUUGUGCUU
Molecule: messenger RNA, 3102 nt
Organism: Cryptomeria japonica (Japanese cedar)
Lineage: Eukaryota; Viridiplantae; Streptophyta; Pinopsida; Cupressales; Cupressaceae
Exons: 10
Coding region: 142-2622 (826 amino acids)
Source: RefSeq, a predicted model, not a curated record